UAUCUUCCUUUAUAUUCCCUUUUAUAUUGAAGCUUAAAAGGUAACUAGUGCAUCGUUUAUUGUCUUCCCAACUGCUUUUCUAUGCGUUUCGGAACUUCGAUGCAUUUGGGAAACUCCUUCUUGAUACAAACUCACCACGUGACAGUAUGUUUGCCGCCACGUGCAACUUGUAACAUCACGUGCCACCAUCAUGUCAGUUCCACCUGCUCUCUUAAGGCAUUCCUUCAAUUUGUAUUGUGUUGGUCUCCACUUUUCUUCACAUAUGAUAUCCUACUGUAGGUCUCUCAGAUCCUACUCUUCCACUAUCUUGAGACCUCUUGACCCCCAUUCCUAUGGAUUUGCCAACAACUUCUAAAUCUAAGAAAGUUCGGCGAGAGAAAACCCCAUGUCUCUACAAGGGCAUACGAAUGAGAGUUUGGGGUAAAUGGGUUUCAGAAAUAAGAGUUCCAAAGUCGGGAGGAAGGAUAUGGUUGGGCUCUUAUGAUGCUCCUGAAAAGGCAGCUCGAGCCUAUGAUGCAGCCCUAUAUUGCAUUUAUGGUGAAUGUGGGCGAUUCAAUUUUCCAGGUGAUAGAAGGCCAGUGCUUCCUGCAGGCUCUGCAGUUUCCUUGUCCAAGUUUGAUAUUCAGCAGAUUGCCAUGAAUUUCGCUUCAUCUUAUGUACCAGUGUCUUUGCCGGUGUCAGCUACUAUAAAAGCUGAGGCACAAGCUGAUACACCCACUUCUCCACUAGUUUCUAAGGAUAUGGCAAGUAAAUAUGAGGUAAAGGUUGAUCCCCUUGCCCCAACCUGUGCAACAGGAGUAGGUUCUUCUGAUCCACCAGAAGAUUUCCAACUGGAUGAUUUCCUUGUUUUGGAUACAGAUUGGAUAUCUGAUUUCUAUUAG
Molecule: messenger RNA, 881 nt
Organism: Fragaria vesca subsp. vesca
Lineage: Eukaryota; Viridiplantae; Streptophyta; Magnoliopsida; Rosales; Rosaceae
Product: ethylene-responsive transcription factor ERF015-like
Exons: 1
Coding region: 333-881 (182 amino acids)
Biological process (GO): regulation of DNA-templated transcription
Molecular function (GO): DNA-binding transcription factor activity; DNA binding
Source: RefSeq, a predicted model, not a curated record